GGCAGAACCCAUAAGCAAAACAGUUGGAUUAUAAUUAAGAAAACGUUGUAAAUUUCUUCUUAAUCUUUGAUCAAUUAUGUUUAAGAUUAAAUCCUUUUCUUCCUCGGCAAAGCAAAAUGCUUUUGCUAUUCGAUUAAUUCUACAUGUGCUUGUGGUUGGAUUAUCCUCAGCACAAUUGUCUUCCAAUUUCUAUUCGAGUUCGUGUCCCAAUCUCCUUUCCACCAUCAAAACUGCAGUUGACUCUGCAGUGUCCAAUGAGGCUCGCAUGGGAGCGUCGUUGCUUCGUCUUCAUUUCCAUGAUUGCUUUGUCAAUGGCUGCGAUGCAUCGGUGUUGCUCGAUGACACGGCCAACUUCACUGGAGAACAGACGGCCGGGGCGAAUGCGAAUUCAUUGAGAGGAAUGGAUGUGAUAGACACCAUCAAAUCGCAAGUCGAGAAUGUUUGUCCAGCCACCGUUUCUUGUGCAGAUAUUUUGGCUGUUGCUGCUCGGGAUUCUGUCGUUGCUUUGGGAGGCCCAAGUUGGUCAGUUGUACUUGGAAGAAGGGACUCGACCACUACAACUUUGAGUGCUGCUAACAACAACAUCCCAGCUCCAACUUUGAAUCUUAGUGGCCUUAUUUCUUCCUUCUCUAACAAAGGAUUCACAGCCAAGGAGAUGGUAGCCCUUUCAGGUGCUCAUACAAUAGGCCAAGCAAGAUGCAUGACUUUUCGACCAAGACUAUAUAAUGAAGCCAACAUAGAUGCCUCGUUUGCGACAUCACUGCAAGCAAACUGCCCGAGAAGUGGUGGCGACAGCAACCUUUCACCGCUGGAUACAGUCACUCCGACGUCAUUUGAUAACAAUUAUUUCACGAAUUUGCUAAGCCAGAAAGGACUUUUGCAUUCUGAUCAGCAGCUCUUUAGUGGUGGCUCCACUGAUUCUCAAGUGAACGCUUAUAACUCAAACUCUGCUUCUUUUUUUAAUGAUUUUGCUAGUGCUAUGGUGAAAAUGGGAAACCUCAGCCCACUUACUGGCACCAGUGGACAAAUCAGGCUCAACUGUGGAAAAACCAAUUAAAAGUAUACGAGAUCAUUUUAAUUAUGAGUAAAAUAAAUAGAGUAAUGUUAUAUUCGGAUUUGAAAUGUAAUUGAUUUUGUAGUUGUCCUAAAAGUUUGUCAUAAAAAUAAUUUGUAGCUUGUAAUUUCACUUCAAUUGUAUACUUUAUAAAUUUCAAGAAAAAAUUAUACU
Messenger RNA from Olea europaea var. sylvestris, 1228 nucleotides. Its product is annotated as cationic peroxidase 1-like. The transcript has 4 exons. Gene Ontology annotation, biological process: hydrogen peroxide catabolic process; response to oxidative stress. Gene Ontology annotation, molecular function: peroxidase activity; heme binding. The coding region runs from base 77 to 1057 and encodes 326 amino acids. The record is from RefSeq and is a predicted model, not a curated record. Lineage: Eukaryota; Viridiplantae; Streptophyta; Magnoliopsida; Lamiales; Oleaceae.